Spathaspora passalidarum NRRL Y-27907 is the source of this 657-nucleotide messenger RNA. RefSeq lists its product as uncharacterized. The transcript has a single exon. Bases 1 to 657 code for a protein of 218 amino acids. NCBI's taxonomy places the organism in Eukaryota, Fungi, Ascomycota, Pichiomycetes, Serinales, Debaryomycetaceae. The record is from RefSeq and is a predicted model, not a curated record.
AUGAAGCUUUCUACUAUUUUUUCAGUCGCUUUCCUCGGAUUGCUUGCACAAUCUGCUGUUUUACCUGAAGAUGCUCCUGAAGUUGAUAUUGUUGCCGAUGCUCAGCGUUCUGUUCUCCAAGCAAUGGGAGGGGAACUUGGUGGUGAUGAACUCAGCAAACGUAACUUUGGUAUUUCUUUUGAUUUAGGUUUCUCCAUCAACAUCCUUUCGCUCCAGAAUUCAAUGCGUUCCAGUCAUGGAUGCCCACUUUUAAAUUGGGACCAAAACUGUUAUACAGCUGCAAAACAAGUUGUAAGCAAAUAUGACUGUUCCAGUAAUUCCCAAACGUCAGGUAGUUCAUCUAGUGGCAAUUGGGGUACCGGUAGCAGCAAUCCUUUUUCUCCUAUUAUUGACUGUGGUAAUGUCGUCAAUUCUUGGUACAACAAAGGUAAGAAAUAUAACUACGGUGCUACAUGCCCUUUGAAUGCAUUCACAAACCUCAUUUGGAAAUCAACCAGCAAGGUUGGUUGUGCUUAUAAGGAUUGUCGUUCCCACGGUAAUGGAUACUAUUAUUAUUGCAACUAUUCUCCAUCUGUUUCUAAUCCAUCUAAUUCACAAAAAACAAGCAACGUUGCACCACCUAAAAGCCCAUGUACUGUAUGUGCCACAAGCCAUUAG